UUCGAAUCCUCAUUUUGGCUCAAGCGUUCGCAUGCCGCGCCGCCUCGGCCUCCCGCCUCGGGAUGGCUGGCCUGCGCGCGGCUAGAGGGGCUGGCACGGCCGCCGACGACCUCGCGCUGCUGGUGCGCGCGGCGGUCCGCGGCGCUGUGGACGGCGGCGCGCCGCGCCGCACGGUCGCCGCAGUGGCGCGCUCUGCAGUCUCGGCCGCCGCGUUCGCGGCGCGGCCGACGACGCAAGCGCACGCUGCUGACGACCGACGUGACGAUCUUGCUGCUGAUGCCGUUGGCGAUGCCGCUCGCCCAGUUGGUGCCUCCGCGGAGGCGAAGCGGGCGCGGCGUCGGCGCCGCCGCGCGGCGCGCGCGGCUCGCAAGCAGCAGGAGAUGACCGACGGCGACGUGACGACGGCUGGUGCUGGCAGUACUGGUGCGGGCCUGGGGCUCGCCCUGCUGCCCACGGCGAUGGCGGUCGACGGCGCCGACGACGAAGACCUCGCCUCGUUGGUCGACGACUCCUGGGCUGACAGCCUGCCUGUCGGCGGGCGGCGGCGGCCUGGGCGGGGGCGCGAGGGCAGGUGGGUCGCGGAGGCGGUGGCUGCUGGCGCGGGCGGCACGGGCUCUGGCCUGGCCGCCGCGGCGGCCGCUCCCGCGGGCGCGGCGCUGGCCCUCGCGAGGGCCCCUGGCGGGGCGGCGGCGGCGGAAGCGGCGGAUCUCGCUCGCGGAGUGGGAGGAGCUGCUGGAGCUGCUGCGUGCGGCCUCGAGCGCGCCGGCCUGGCUGGCGGUGCCGAGCCACGGCGGCGUGGGCCGAGGCGCGCACGGGCGAAGGCGCAGGCGGAGGCGGCGAGGGCGGCGGCGGAGCUGGGCACGGCGCUCGCGGGAGCGGCGCCUGCUGGCGGCGGAACUGCUGCCUCGGAAGGCCCUGGGGAGGUCUUCGAGCGUGCCGACGGCCUCCUUCGGCAGGCGCCUGGCUACGGGCCUCAGCUCAGCGUGCAGCUUCGGCAGAUGCUGGAGUCCGUGAGCUGGAAGCCCGCCAGCGCCGUGUGAGGUGGGGAGUGCCUACGGUGGUCUGGGCCUUUUCAGGCUCGGCACGGGGUGGGUGGUGGCUCGCGUGGCCGCCUCACCUGACGGCGCACACCCACGCAGCGUGGCGAGCGCGCUGCAACUUGGAGGCCGCUGUUUGCGGAGCCUCCUGGCCGCAUUUUGCGGCUCUCGCCUUCUUGGCGGCGGGAUCGGCUCGUGUCGCACGGGCUGCCUGGUGUGAACAAAAAGGGUUUCGAAUCCUGUAAUAUGUAAAUAUGUGUAGAUGCACAACACACAUUGUGCCGCAUAGCGUGCGUGCACCACAUAGAUUGCACCGCGUAGAUAGCUCAGCACAGGUUGCGGCCACACAUAUUGCCAGAACACGCAAUGUUUGGGGCCCGCGCCAGCUGCGACGUCGCAUUCCCGGCUUCCUCCUCCGCUGCGGCCCCCCGCGGGGGGGCGCCUCUGGGCCCUGCCCUGCGGGGCCGUCGACCGUGGCCCCAGGGCGAAACGCUGCCCCACCCGGCGAGGGGCCGGGACGUCGGGGGCCCCUGGAUGGAGCAUGUCGUCGGAGGCACGGCUGCGGGUGGCGAUAGGUGGCGCGUGCAGCGCGGCGCUGCGGGCCCGCUCGCAAGGAA
Molecule: messenger RNA, 1654 nt
Organism: Prorocentrum cordatum
Lineage: Eukaryota; Dinophyceae; Prorocentrales; Prorocentraceae
Source: the annotation of a GenBank genome assembly